This is a messenger RNA of Colletotrichum fioriniae, 1242 nucleotides long. The record is from RefSeq and is a predicted model, not a curated record. NCBI's taxonomy places the organism in Eukaryota, Fungi, Ascomycota, Sordariomycetes, Glomerellales, Glomerellaceae.
AUGAGUGGCAUCCCAGACCUUGUAGAAGUCAUCAAGCUGCAAGCUUCGGGCCCCGCAGAGGCUGCCCGCGCCAUUCGCAAGAAGCUCAAGUACGGCAACGUCCAUCGCCAGCUCCGAGCUUUGACCAUCCUGGACGGCUUGAUCCAAAAUGCCGGCCCACGUUUCCAACGAGCUUUCGCCGACGAGCCUCUGUUGGAACGACUGAGGGUCUGCGGAACCUCCGAUCUCUCUGAUCCCGACGUCAGAAAGAAGUGUACCGAGUUGUUCCGCAGCUGGGCUCAGUACAAGAGCACGCCAGGCUUGGAGCGUAUUGCGAAACUGCACCAGGAACUACCCAAGCGCAAGGUUGCUGUGACCCAGGAGCGAUCCAAAGCUGUGCGGGAGACUGAGAAUCCCUUCGGGGAGGAGGAAGAGGACAAGCCUCCUUCGCCCACCACCCGUGCCGGCGAGUCAUCCAGGCCUCAACAAACGCCGUAUCUGCCUUACGGUAACACGUCCAAUGUCACCAACUCUUUCAGUCAUUCCAAAUCCUCUUCCCAUUCCGGCGGCUCCUUCUUCGGAUCGUCCAAGGAUAAGAAGAAGAAGGACAAGGACAAGAAGAGCAAGCGCAAGCCCUUCAACCUGGAACUGGAAAAGGACGCAAUGAAGAGCGCGAUUGCUGAGAGCUCCAUCGCCACAACCAACCUGACCAACCACCUGCAGAGCAUCAACCGCGAGAGAGAACGGAUCUCUGAUAACGCACAAGCUGUCCAGCAAUUCGAAAGCUGCAAACAGCUUAGACGAAAGAUCCUUCGUUAUAUCCACCACAUUGAAUCCGAAGAGUGGCUCGGCAGUCUCCUUCGCGCCAACGACGAGCUUGUUACGGCGCUCAUGACUUUUGAGCAGCUCGACCGCUCGAUCGACGCCGACAGUGACUCCGACGAUGAACUUGCCGAGCAAGCUCACAUGUAUCGAAUGGUGACGGAAAAGGCCAAGCAAUCCAUGUCCCCACCUCCCCCCGAUGUUUCUGGUCUGAGCAUCGGCAACACGCCGUCCCCCCGUCCGCCUGCUCCACCCCGUCCGGUCCCGAUGGCGAGGCGUUCCCCGCCCGCACCGGCUCCUGCUCCGGCGAAGCCCCCGAGACCUCCUGUCCAGAAGGUUGUUGAGCCUGACUCGGAGGAGGAGGAAGACGACGACGACCCGUUUGCCGACAAGAACGCCCUGGAGACGCCCGCGACCGAAAGAGCGGAGCCGAGAUGGUGA